Molecule: messenger RNA, 8080 nt
Organism: Podarcis lilfordi (Lilford's wall lizard)
Lineage: Eukaryota; Metazoa; Chordata; Lepidosauria; Squamata; Lacertidae
Source: the annotation of a GenBank genome assembly
GUCUCGGUUGAGAAGAGUGCGCGUUUGUGAGUACAGUAUAGCGUCGCUUUGCCUGUGGAGCGCCCCGCCCACCCCGAGACCGGAAGUGCCCGCGAGGGCCGCCUGAGGGACUGCGGGCGGGCCGGUUGAUGGAGGCUGCGAGCGGGCUUGGCUCGGGGCGGGAUGCUGUCGCUGGGGCUGCUCUGGCGGGCGCUCUCUAGCGGGGGGCAUGAGGCCCGGGAGAAGGAGGACGACCACCAGGCCCACCACCGGCCCGAGGCCCCGAGCAGAACCGCCGCCGACGCUGCCAUGGAGCAGGAGCAGGAGCGGGCCCUGGAGGUCUACGGUCAGUGGCUCCCCAGCCCCGUCCCUAUCCAGGCUUCACGGGGCGGGAGGUCUUUCGCGUCCCAGGACCCGGCUUGCCUCGCAGUUGGAGGAGGGGGUGUUUAAAAAGAAAACCCGAAACCUUGAAGGAGUGUACGAAGAGAAGAAAGCAGUAAGAUAAAAAUUAAAAACAAAAAACCCCAAAGCAGCUCUGUAAAUCAUUCAACACAUAAAAUCAACAAUAAACCGAGAACAGUUUAAACUUACGCACCUCCUCUCGUCUGAAACUACAAGGUGCUAAAAAUGCAUUGAGACUGCAGCACAAACUAAACCAGCAGCCAAGUGUGUCAGAGUGCGCACUUUAAAAUGUACAAAUUUUAAUUUCUAAUUUUUACGAGAACUUACUUCUACAGCCCGCUGUCACUAAUGACUAGCCAGGGGAAAUAAAUGCGUUUUUAGCAGAGGCCCAAUUGAUUCUGGAGUUGGCACUUGCCUGUAUGUCCCUGAAGGGAGUGGAUUCCAGAGAGAGGGGGCUGCUACCCAAAAGGCCUUCUUCCCCUUGCUUAGGACCCAUGGGAUCUGUGGGCACAGCCAGGAGGGCCUCACCAGACAGUCCUGUCUUCCAGACAGGGAGAUAGGGAAGAAAGCAAUCCUUCAGGUACUUGUUUAGGGUAUUAUAAGUUGGAACUUAACCCUGAUCCAGUAAUUUAAUGGCAGCUAGCAUGAGGCUCUUUUAAGCACACUGUAACAUGCGUGACAACAGUAUGCCAGCUAAUACAUUUUGUGUUGGCUUUAACUUCAAGGUCACUCUUAAGGGUAGCCCCACAUAGAGUUUAUUGCAGUGGAUCCUAAACUUUUGGGGGGGCCACUGCGCUCUUGGUUCCAUAAACUCAUUCCCACUGCCCUUAGCCUUCCCAAUAAAUAGCAUGAUUCAUAAUGGUGGUUUGCAUGACCCAUGAAGGAAGAUAAUAACAAUCAAAUUCCAAAUUGUAACAAUUUCACAUAUAUUCAAAAUCCAAUUUUAGUUCAAAUUAGUUAACAAUAAACAAUUAAUUUAGUUUAAUUAAUUUUAAAAUAGUUUUAGUUUAAUGAAUUCAACAAAGCUGUUGAACUUGAUCCAGUGAUACCAGCUUUUCAAAGUCUGAUAGUCAUUUACAUUUCCAGCCCCAUUGCCUGUUAUCUCCCCCCACUCAGGUAAUCCCUUGCCCAGGUUUAUUGCAAUAGUUCCUUUCUUGAGGAUAACAAUGCAUGAGUCACAAGAUGCAUGAGUGGCAAGAUUAUUUCCAAACCAGAAGAGACAAAAAAAUAUCCAAAUACACUCCACACAUGCUUUGCAGGCUCCCUGGUCAUGAAGCAAUGAGCCUCAAAACACAUUUCAUUUGUUGUUUUUAUCAUUUGUCAUUUGAAAUGUCGCUUGCAACCUUUGUUCCUCCUAAAGGCCGAGAGGGACCGGAUUGUGAAGAGUCCUGGCAAGGCUGGCAUCAAACUCCCUUUUAUGUCAUAAGCAAGUGGAUUUUCAGCUGACUCCAGGCCUAGAGUUUGACCACUCAACCUUUCCCCCAUAAUUAGACACUUGUGAUCUGUUUGUUUCUGCUUAGAUAUAAUUCGAACUAUCCGGGACCCAGAGAAGCCAAACACUUUAGAAGAACUAGACGUGGUAACAGAAAGCUGUGUUGAAGUGCACGAAAUUGGGGAAGAUGAAUAUUUGGUCACAAUCAGGUUUACACCAACGGUACCUCAUUGCUCUUUGGCCACUCUCAUAGGUAAGAUCUGGGGGAAGGGGGUUCUUUGAGCAAUUUGUGAAGUUGCCGGUUUCAUGACGUUAAGUAAACAAAGAUGUUGGAAAGCCAAAUAAAGGGACACUCAGUUCUUCUGGAAGCAUUUCUGGAUUUGUGCAUUGAAACUCUGCAGCAGCAUUGUGAAUUAUUAAAUAUGAAUGGGUUGAAGGACCUUUCAUGCUGAAAAAUGUUUCUUUUUGGGAUAGGCUUCUUUGGAACCAAUUUAACCUUAAAACUGCAUCCCUGUGUAAAGCUCAACACAUUAUUGUCCUGAUCCCAAUCAGAGCUCAUGCCCUGGCAGUGUGUGGUGCGAAACUCUUCAGUCUUUCACAGCUUAUUACCAAAUUGUAAAGCAGUUCUGUGCUUGAAAGCAGAAUAGAUGCUGCUCACUUCAUUUCCCAGCCUUUUUCACAGUUUAGAUGAGGCAACACUUCCUAUCUUUAGAGCAAGAUACACUGAGAACCAAGGCCAGCUCUCCCUCACAUGUUUAUAAAACUGAAUUACAGUACAGAUGGUUGAGCAAUACGUUUUGCUGCAUGACCACAUGCCACCAACUCUUUUGGUAGAAAGAUAAUGGAAGGGUAGUGCUUGAAAAGAAAAAUGACAUCUUUUUUCUUUAAAAUGCAGGACUGUGUUUGAGGAUCAAGCUGCAGAGAUGUUUGCCUUUUAAACACAAGGUACGCAAUUUGUACAAUUUUGUUUGUAUUUCUAAAAAUAUACUGCAGCUGACUCUCCAGAAAUGCAUGUUUAGAGGGCUUUAUCUGGCCACACAUUCCACUUCCAACUCCCCCCCCAAAUGUUUUGCAUGUUUGCUUGUAUGGGGAAUUUCAAGUGGUGGUGUUAUCUGUCGCUCACGCAAAAUGUGGUCUUAGAAGAGGACUAUGAAAUGAAGAACCCAGAGUUCUUCUGUUGGCAGGAUUUCCAGAGGGAUUGCAACCAUGCUAGUCUCUUGCAGGAAGAACAACACAGAUUUUUGUGACUAACACAUUUAUUGUUGCAUAAGCUUUCACUCACUGCAGUCUACUUCAUCAGGUACACUUCAUGCAUCUGGUGAAGUGGUUUGUAGUCUACCAAAGUUUAAGUCAUAAUAAAUUUGUACAAGAAUCAUAUAAUUUUAGAGUUGUAAGGUACCCAAAGGGUCAUCUAGUCCAACCCCUUGCAGGGCAGGAAUCACCGCUAAUCACAGUCUUUAAGGUACCAUAAGAUUCUCAGGAGACUGUAUCAUGUACACAGCUUUGGCAGGCGUGUGAGAACUGCCAGAUUGUAAGAGGCCAUGCUUCCUUACCAUAUAACAAACCCCUGAGUGGAUGUGGAGAUUGCGUUGCAGAGAAAAAGAGAGACCUUUCAUAUUGCAAACACAAGUGAGACUUGCCCAUUACAGUGGAUCCUCGGGUUACGUUACUUUUGGGUAACAUAACUUUCAGGUUGCGAAUGCAGCAAACCUGGAAGCAUAUUCUUCCGGGUUUCACCACGCGCGCAUGCGCAGAGGUGUUCUGCGCGCCUUGCGCAUGCGCAGAAACAGUAUAUCACGCUGCAUGCAUUUGCAGAAGCGGCAGCUCUACUUGCAGAUUUUUCGGGGUACAGAUGGACCCCUGGAACAAAUUACAUUCGUAUCCAGAGGGUCCACUGUAUAGCAAGCCAUCGAAACAGUGUUGUAUAUUCUGUGCAGAUGCAUACCUGUGCUAUAAAAACAUAUUAAGCAGUCAUUUUCUCUCUCAUGUAGUUGGAAAUCUACAUUUCAGAGGGAGCGCAUUCCACGGAGGAGGACAGUAAGUAUGUCUUCAGCUUGCGUUGGGGAAUAAAGCAGCCACUUGAUAUACAUCACCAAGUGUGUGUGUGUUGAAUUUUCCUGUUGAGCAUGUCUUAAAUCCUCUUGUGUGGCAGUCAGGCUGGGAGGGCCUGGCACCCAGCACCAUAGGAAGUGAUGCAUAUGAGCUAACCACGCUGGAACACAUUAGCUUCUGCUUUCAUACUUGUUUGCAAUAUCUCUUGCAAUCUUAGCAUUGCAUGACUUCUCUAUUUAUUUAUCAUAUGCCCAAAGGUUCUAGGGUGGAAAUACAUAAAAUUAAAAAACAAAGUUAAAAACAAUAUUGUUGAAACUGGCCAACAUAAAUUCCCUACAAGCAGAAGCAAUUAAAAAAAAUCAAAUGUACCGUUCCCACAGGAGACACCAAACUAGAUGGCUCUAAAAAAGAAUUAGAUAAAUUUACAGAGGAGAGCUGCCUUUAUGGGUCAGAGGCAGCACUGCUUCUGAAUAUCAGUUGUUGGAAACCACAGGAGUGGAGAGAUACUCAGAUCCUGCUUGCAGGUUUCCCACAACAGGCAUCUGGUUGGCCACUUCUAAUGUUCUUAAUAAGAUCUAAACGUUGCAGGCAUUGGACAGCAGAUUGUGGGAGGCAUUCACUGAGCUCUGAUCCUUGACAAAUCUGUGUGUGUCUCUGUAGGACUUGCAUCUUCGUGUGCGCACACACCGUGUGUGUGUGUGUGUGUGUGUGUGUGUUUUGCGAUAUUCUAGUGCAUUUCUGUUGGUCAUUAACCAAAGACUUCUUGUUUGUUUUUCGUCGUGCUACAGUUAACAAGCAGAUAAAUGACAAAGAGAGAGUCGCCGCUGCAAUGGAGAAUCCUCACUUGCGGGAGAUUGUGGAGCAGUGUGUUCUGGAUCCAGACUAGCAACCUUGACAGCAGCUCCUGUUGACUUGGAAUCUUUCUGGCACUUUGGUGUUCAUGUCUUUUUUGGGUGGGGAAUGGAGGCCUUGAAUUUGAUACUGGACAGUUCUUUGUACCUCCUGUAUAUUUUUAAUAAAUUAUUUUAUAAAAAAAUAUCCAUUUAAUUUACAAAGGAGAGUGAGCCAUGUAUAGUCUUAGAUUAAUUUUGAAGGAUUGUGAGAAGUUCAUAAUUAAAAAAAAUUAUUAUGAAACCAUUCUGUUGACACCUCAUGAAUAUACAUUGUAAUUUUUUAAAAAAACAACAACUGAUUUUGAAGAUUGAAUUUUACACAUUGUUAUGAUGGAAUGUGUUUGAUUAGCUGUCAGUGUGAGAGAUAAAUAAAGUACAGAGUUUUAGAAACAGAAGUUGUCUUCAAUAUGAAAACUUCCCUAUAAGUUUUUUUAAUGGUGUAAACCAAAGUAGAUUAAAAAAGAUAUAUUUAACUAGGCAUUUCUGAAGACAGGUAAAAAUAAUGUGGUGGCUGCAACCUUGUAGAUAUUUACUAGACAGCAAAGUACCACGGUAGCCUGUAGAACUUACAUAAACUCAGAAGUAAGUUCUGCAGGCUUCAGUGGUACUUUACUGUCUAGGGUUGGAUUGCCAAUGAGUUUGUUCUGUUUAAUUAAGUUUGAUCAAGUUCAGGUUGUUGCCAACUUGCAAAAAGAAAGUGGUUCAUUCAGAAUUUUCUAACAACACCUUGCAAUGUGAAAUUUCUUGGCUGGUAAAUUGCUUUUCUUCCUGUAUCAAUAACAAACUUGUCUUUUUAUUUAUUACAGCAGCAUCAACAAGUGCACAUAAAAGUGGCUCAUGAAGUCAUGCAAAAUAAGAAUUAAUGUAAAAAAUUAAAUGCCAUUUGAAACAUGAAAAAGAGGCAUUAAUUAAAGGCGUGAUGGGGAAAGGACCAAGAUAACUCUUAAUGAGGAAUUCUGAUGCACACUGAGAACUUUUGGAAAGUUUUUGUAGAAAUUUUCUGAAGUAAAGCUCUUUUCAAUAUUCAAUUUUGCUAGAAUUUAACCAGUUAAAAAGAACCUUCAUUUCCCUAGAGCUGUUCUAAGGAAUAAGAGUUAAAUAUUUCCUUCAACUUUAAGCUGUAAGUAAUAGUUGCUUUUUUAUAUGCCUGUUGUCUUUGUCCAUCGAGUUUUCUUGGCAGGGAUACUGGAGUGACUUGCCAGUUCCUGCUCCAGGUGGAUCACAUUUGGUCAAAACUCUCCACUAUGACCUGUCCAUCUUGGGUAGCCCUGCACGGCAUAGCUCAUAGCUUCUCUGAGUUAGAGAAGACUCCCUGGAAAAGAUCCUGAUGCUGGGAAAGAUUGAGGGCACAAGGAGAAGGGGACAACAGAGGACGAGAUGAUUGGACAGUGUUCUCAAAGCUACCAGCAUGAGUUUGACCAAACUGCAGGAGGCAGUGGAAGACAGAAGUGUCUGGCGUGCUCUGGUCCAUGGGGUCACGAAGGGUCGGACACGACUAAACAACAAUAAUAGCUGCUUUUCAUCUUGGAACGAAAGGAAGAUAGUCAUAGUGGUGCAAUAAAGGACAAUCUUUUUACUAGAAUGUAGUACUGUAAUGCUCUCUGAAUUCUGCUUCGUGCCUUCUGUUCUUGACAGUGUCCUGUUAUGCCAGAAGUGGUUUAGUCAUGCUGGGCACAUGACCCAGAAAGGUGUCCCUUGGCCUAAAAGCGAGAUGAACACUGCACCCCAUAGUCGCCUUUGACUGGACUUAACCAUCCAGGGGUCUUUUAUCUUUUACCCAGGCUCUUAUAGUCAGGUGGGGUGGGGGAGCCUCAGACUGUGUCUUCCUCCCAUCUCUCAGCCAAGUUGGCGCUGCAGCUGUCAACCACAGAAGCCUUGCUGUACCAAGGCAAGAUUUUUGUGACCAGUACCUGUUGGAAGGAGAAAUCCCCAUACUGUAAAAACUGUCUUUGCUGUUGUUCUGGUGCUGUUCCUCGUAAAGCCAGUAGAUGACACUCCUGUACUAAUUAACACUUCCUGUGAGCGAUUCCAGCCUCGUGCUUCUCUGUGUGUCUAUAGAGGGGGGCUGGGGAGCCUUUCUCAGCCCCAGAGACACAUUUGCUUGCGGCUUACCAUCUGCCGGGGCCAGACACAAAACUGGGCAAUGGAUGCGACACUUGCCUUUGUACAGCAGACAGCUUUCCAGCCUCGCAGAAAGAAGCCAGAGGUUUCUCCACCCACUCCUCUCUCCUCCAUCCAGGCAAGCAAGAGGCAGGAUCGUAGUUCAAGGACACUUUCCAGCCAAACAGAAGCACUCCAGAAGGCCGUAGAGCAGGGCUGGCGAGUGCCAUGGCCUGAGGAGGGUCCCAAGGGCCAGAUACAAAGGUCUGGGGGGCCACUUCCAAACCCCAAGCCUCCACCUUGUUAGUAAUACAGCUGACCUCCUCACACUCAGGCACAAUAGUUCAGCUGUGAAUUGCUUUGGCUUUUCCCGCUAUCAUUUACACUUUCAUCUCCUGCCUUUCUUGGAAAGAGGUGUACCUCGUUCUCCCCACCUCCCCAUUUUAUCUUCACAACAGCUCUGUGAGGUAGGUUAAGCUGAGAGGCAGUGACUGGCCCAUGGUCACCCUGUGAGCUUCAUUGACUGAGUGGGGAUGGGAUUUGAAUCCAGGUCUCUCCCACUAACCCCGGCCUAUACCACCCUGGGCAUUGUCAGAGAUGGCAACUAUCCCUGUUUGGGUAUCUGGGGGCUGCAUUUCAUCUCAUCCCCGAAAUCCAGAGGUAACUUGGAAUGUUCUCCAGCUAGUAACAUGAAGGCAAGGAGUUGCCACUGAAGUUUCAGUUAACUGCAUGUGCAAUUAAAAUAAUUAGCAACCCACCCAUCCUGCACACAUUUAUUGUGCCACCAAUGACAUCCUAGCAGCUUCAUGAGCUGAAUGUGAGUUGGGUCCAAAGUAUGCAAGUAUCCAGUUAUAUGAUGGUCUUCGGUUGGAGGGUGUCUCCUUUGGGGGGGAUGCUUUUUUGUCUGUCAUAGCUGAUUGGAAGGUGUGUUUUACCUGUAGAUUGGGGUGAGAUGAUGAACUACCAGUUUUCCUUAUGUGAUUUUUUGUAAAAAAAAAAUUACAUUUUCAAUGUUUACAUUUCAAAAUAAACAUUUUACAUACUUUUGAAUAUCCAGUGACUUUCCUCCUUCUCCUUCCAUGGUUCAUUUUACAUAUUUUACUAUAACUAUUUAGGUCAGUUCUCCACUUUAUCAUCACAAAUCGAUUACACUGCUGAUUUUAUCUUAAUGCUGUGUACAGUUAUUUUCCAUAAAGUCAAUAAAUAUUUUUCACUCUUCUUU